GGGAGGUAUUUAGGUUAUAUUUUGAGGGACGUGGCCUUGGAGGCGGUUAACGAAGAGGAUCAUAAAAGGAAAAUCGGGAAUUGGUUAUCAUAUUUGGGAAUAGCUAAGUAGCCGUAACAACAACAAGCACAACCCAAAAGUAGACGAGGCCCUCAAUGGCGGAACCUGGAAAUACUGACCUCUCACUUUCAACCUCUAAAACCCUAAACCCUUCUGAUCCAAUCAACGGUCCUCAUUCAUCUCUAUCGCCUGCUAAAAGCGCUCAAAUCCAUCAGGAAUCUUCGUCUCCCCCUGCCCAGCCUUCCGACGAUGUCGUCUCGGGCGAGAAACGGAGGCGCGAGGACUCAGACUUUGGGGUCUCAGAUCCUUCCCUUAACCCCUUGUGGAAAACCAGCCUCUGUUCUUAUUUCCGGCGACAUGAUGGCUCCUGCAGCCACGGUAGUGAGUGCCGCUAUGCCCACGGCGAAGGGGAGCUUCGGCCUCGGCCCGAUAACACCUGGGACCCAACGUCAGAGCGGGCGAAGAAGGCGAUGAAAUCCGAUACGGGCGAGAAAUGUACAGUUUCAUUGGGCGUAAUGAUGACUGAAGCUGUGGACGAUGAUGCUGAUGGCGAUGAUAAUGAUGAUUCCAAUCACGCUCUUAGCAAAUGCUUGGUGCAUUUGCCGAGGAAGUGGGCUUCGGACAACUUGAGGGAAUUUCUCAAUCAAGAGGGUAUACCUUUUAAAUCUGCAAAGAAAAAGAUAGGCAUGCUGGUAGGAUUUGUCACUUUUGAAGAUCAAGAACAGUUGGAGAGCUCAACAAAGGAGCUGGAAGGCAAAUUAAUUGGCAGCAAAAGUUUAAAAGUUGCAGAUGUUAUUCCUCGAUCAUUUGAUAAGAAAGUUGGUGAUUCCAUGUCAAAGACAAGAAGCCUCCGCGAUGUGGUGACUCCUCUUGCUCAUAUGGCCUAUGCUGAUCAGUUAGAGCACAAAAAGGGCAAUCUUACGCAGAUUCUCAAGAGACUUACUAGAAAUGCUCGCAAAGCUUGUCCAAGCGGUGUUUCUCUUCCUGAGUGGAUUCUCAAGUCUAGUGACAUAGGUGGUCUUCCUUGCAAACUAGAAGGUAUUAUUGGAUCACCAAGGGUCAAUGGAUAUCGCAACAAGUGUGAAUUUUCUGUUGGACAUUCUGUAGAAGGAAAAAUAACAGUAGGAUUCAUGCUUGGAAAUUUCAGGGAGGGUGUAACAGCAGUUGAGGAAGCUGUGAACUGUCCCAAUGUUUCAACAAUUGCACUCCGGUAUGCUUCUAUCUUUCAGGAAUUUCUGCAGCAUUCACAGUUACCGGUUUGGAAUAGAUUCAAGAAUAGAGGGUUUUGGCGUCAAUUGACGGUUCGAGAAGGAAGGACAAAUGGAAAGGUUGCUGAAGCUGAAGAUUUUGAUGGUAUUGCAGAGGUCAUGCUUAUUGUGCAGGUUUCUACGAUGGGCUUUGAUAAUGAGCUAGUAACUGGUGAACUUGAGAAACUCGCUCAAGCAUUUGUUGCAGGAGCUAAUGCAUGUUCUCCACCAUUGCCUCUCACAGCUCUGGUUGUACAGGAUCACCAGGGAAUAUCCAAUGUAGCACCAGCUGAUGCCCCCCUGCGGUCGCUUCUCACUCCUAAGGCAGUUGGUGAUCAAAUAAAUGAAAAAAAUGGUACCAUGGAUGUCCGGAUCCAUGAUUAUAUUAGUAACCUCCAGUUUUCUAUAUCUCCGACUGCAUUUUUCCAGGUCAACACUCUAGCUGCUGAGAAGCUGUACUCACUUGCUGGAGAUUGGGCAUGCUUAGGUCCUGAUACAUUGCUAUUCGAUAUUUGCUGUGGGACAGGAACAAUUGGGCUGACCUUAGCACAUCGUGUUGGUAUGGUGAUUGGCGUUGAAAUGAAUGCUUCUGCAGUAUCUGAUGCUCAAAGGAAUGCUGAGAUUAACGGUAUAAAGAAUUGUAGAUUUAUAUGUGCAAAGGCGGAGGAUGUGAUGGGAUCUUUGUUAAAGGAGUACCUAAAUAAACCGAAGGAGCAAGUUAAUGUUCCCAGUAUCUGUGGAACUGACGUUGACGAAAUUUCUGAGGGGAGCACACGCCACGAAACUGAAAAUGGUGAACGAGAAUCUCGGUGUUCUGAAAAUGGCAGGCAAGAAGAUGAAAUUGAGGUUCAGAAAGGGAGCGAUUCUGAAAACGGGAAUUCUUUGAUGCAACGAUUUAAAAAUGUUGUUGCUAUUGUUGACCCUCCACGUGCUGGACUCCAUCCAACUGUAAUCAAAGCUCUGAGGACUAAUCAAGGACUGCGGCGACUUGUCUACAUAUCUUGUAAUCCCGAAAGUUUGCUGGCAAAUGCUAUUGAGCUUUGCACGCCAUCUCCCGUGAAAAUGGAAAAAGGAAAUAUAGACAACAGAGGAUGGAGAAACAUGAGCAGUGCUGGCCUUGCAAGGCGUAGGGCCAAGUCCAUGCCUAUCUCGGAGGCCUUCCAGCCCAUAAAAGCCAUGGCUGUUGAUCUAUUCCCACAUACUGACCACUGUGAACUGGUGAUGCUCCUCGAGAGGUAGGAAGCAAGAAGGUGCUGAUUGGUGAUUGGUCCGUCGGCCAGGUUGAGAUUUUCUGGCUUCUUAUCUUGUGGGAUCUCAAACUUUUGUGGCGGACCCCCUUGUUCCUUUUUAGCUGCUUUCUACUCGUCACUGAUGGAUAUUGCUGCUAAUGAUCUUUUGAUCUUGCACGUUGAGUUAUUCUGUAAAAUGACCUUGAAAAGAUUCAGCCGCCAUAUAAUAUUUGCAGCGCACUGCAUCAAGUUUUAUCAGUAUCGAGAUUGCUGCCUUUUUUCAAUGGUUAAUUUUAUUAAUGACUACUGUAUGGGAAAUAUUUAUAGUUUGAUUGAUGAUACGUUUUCUUUGGCUUUGGAGCAGUAGUGAUUGAUGGGUA
Neltuma alba is the source of this 2916-nucleotide messenger RNA. RefSeq names its product zinc finger CCCH domain-containing protein 24. Gene Ontology annotation, biological process: RNA processing. The record is from RefSeq and is a predicted model, not a curated record. Gene Ontology annotation, molecular function: metal ion binding; RNA methyltransferase activity; RNA binding. The transcript has 15 exons. Bases 156 to 2546 code for a protein of 796 amino acids. Lineage: Eukaryota; Viridiplantae; Streptophyta; Magnoliopsida; Fabales; Fabaceae.